CCCCCCGAGAACUGGCCCGCAAAUCACACAACGACGUGCCGCAUGGUGGGAAUCUCCGAGUCGUUCCAGUGUCGCCCCGGGAAGCGCUCCACCAUGCCCGACUCACCUGCGGACGUCAAGACACAGUCCAGGUUGACCCCGCCGGCCAUGGCGCCCCCGCCCAGCACGCAAGGAGCCCCCCGCAACAGCUCCUACACGCCCACCACCCUGACCAACGGUAGCAGCAGCCACUCGCCGACGGCCCUGAACGGCGCGCCGUCGCCGCCCAACGGCUACGGCAACGGGCCGGGCUCGUCGUCGUCGUCGCUGGCCAAUCAGCAGCUCCCGCCGGCGUGCGGCGCCCGGCAGCUGAGCAAGCUCAAGCGCUUCCUCACCACGCUGCAGCAGUUCGGCAACGACAUCUCGCCCGAGAUCGGAGAACGCGUCCGCACGCUCGUCCUCGGACUGGUGAAUUCGACGCUCACCAUCGAGGAGUUCCACUGCAAACUGCACGAGGCCACCAACUUCCCCCUGCGACCUUUCGUCAUCCCCUUCCUCAAGGCCAACCUGCCGCUACUGCAGCGGGAGCUCCUCCACUGCGCCCGUCUGGCCAAGCAGAACCCGGCCCAGUACCUGGCCCAGCACGAGCAGCUGCUGCUGGACAGCAGCACGGCGUCGCCGCUGGACUCGGCCGAGCUGCUGCUGGACGUCAACGACAACGGCAAGCGACGCACGCCCGACAGAACCAAAGAGAACGGGUCGGACCGGGACGCGGCCCCGCACGGGGCGGACGCGCCCCCGAGCAAGCGGCCGUGCGCCAUCAGCCCCGGCGGGCAGCGCUUCAGCCCGUCCAACGGCAUCUCGUACCAGCCCAACGGCCUGGCGCACCCGGGCCCGCUGGCCCCGCCGCCCCCGCCGCACUACCGGCUGGACGACAUGGCCGUGGCCCACCACCACUACCGCGACGCCUACCGCCACCCGCCCGCCGCUCACAGGGAGAUCCGCGAGAGGGGCCGCCCCGUCGGCGUCCACGCGGGGGGCCGCCAGGAGGAGGUGAUCGACCACCGGCUGACGGAACGCGAGUGGGCCGAGGAGUGGAAGCACCUUGACCAUGUAAGAAAAUCUUUUGGCGUACAUGUAAACUCGGCGCCCGUCGUGUCCCGCCAGCUGCUCAACUGCAUCAUGGACAUGGUGGAGAAGACGCGGCGCUCGCUGACGGUGCUGCGCCGCUGCCAGGAGGCCGACCGCGAGGAGCUCAACUACUGGAUCCGACGUUACAGCGACGCCGAGGAGCUGAAGAAGAGCGCCGCCGCCGCCGCAUCCGGCGGCGGCCAUUCCAGGCAGCAGAGCCCCGCGGCGCAGGACAAUGCCGCUUCCGACAUUCACCGGGAGCUCCUGCAUCGGCCCGUUUCCGGCUACGUCCCCGAGGAAAUCUGGAAGAAAGCCGAGGAGGCGGUGAACGAGGUGAAGCGGCAGGCGGUGUCGGAGCUGCAGAAGGCGGUGUCGGAGGCGGAGCGCAAGGCCCACGAGAUGAUCAGCGGCGAGCGCGCCAAGAUGGAGCGCACGGUGGCCGAAGUCAAGCGGCAGGCGGCCGAGGACGCGCUCGCCGUCGUCAACCAGCAGGAGGACUCCAGCGAGAGCUGCUGGAACUGCGGCCGCAAAGCCAGCGAGACGUGCAGCGGCUGCAACACGGCCCGCUACUGCGGCUCCUUCUGCCAGCACAAAGACUGGGAGAAGCACCACCACGUCUGCGGGCAGACCCUCCAAGCCCAGCCGCCGCCGCCGCCGCCGGCCCCGGCGCAGGAGAGCCUGGCCCCGGCCGCCCCCGAUACCCCCGCCCCGGUCAGCUCCUCCGCGUGCACCCCCAGCAGCUGCGCCGGGAGCCCGGCCCCCACCCCGCCCGCGGCCCCCCGCUCGUCCACGCCGGGCACCCCGUCGUCGUCGUCCGCCCCGGACGGCCACUAGAGGGCGCCCCACCCCACGCUAAGCUAACGCGGCUAACGGAGCGCUUCCGUAACGUGGGUCAUAUUGACUCGCUGUGACUUUUAAUAGCAAAGAUAUUCUUUGUUGCCAACGAAUGAAUGUAAAUAGACGCGCCGUCGCUACUUUGUGCUGUUGCUGUUGUCGUCGUUUUCUUGUAAAUAAGAAGCGCCGGCGUCGUUUGCCGCAUUUUUUUUUUUUUUUAAUUUUUCACCGAAACAUUCUGUGAUCGUACUUCAACCGAGACAACUUUCACGUCCAUUCGAUUUGAAAACGUUCCCGUAAUUCGCCGUGAGAGACCGCAGGAUAGACUGCCUACGACCACGUGACUGCAAUCCGGCCCACGCGGCCAUGUUGGAUGGGUUGACUCGACUGCCGCGCCGUUCACGCUAAUGCUUUUGCAUACUAGAUCGGAGUCACGCAAACGUUCGUAAGACGUUGGGAAGUUAUCGGGGCUCAUUCGACGACGUUUCGAGAAACUGUUUCGACAGGAAGUGCGAUCAGAUCGACGACGUGUGCCUUGGAGGAACACAAACGGAGCGGGAAUUUCGGAGCUGUGGGCGUCGGUGAUUUAUCCAGACGUCGCCAACAAGCGCUUAUACCGUGGACCAACUCAAGAAUUACGAAAGUCCAGACCUUCGAGCAAUUCGUGAAUGGCUGGGUGGGUAAGCAACUCGUGUCUCCACACUGCUAAGGUUAGUGCACCCCACAAUGCAAUUUAAAUAUCUAGCGCGUGAUUACAGUCAGCGUUGUGUUCAAUUAUGUUGAUGAAUAUUUUUGUUUUUGUUCCCGAGAGGCGGAGAAAGAGAAGUUUGACCGAUUCCCGAGUGGAGCCCGCACCUCUUUCUCCGCUUCCUCGGCUACAUUUUUAGCUCAACUCACCAAACAGCUAGCGGUGCGCCAACUCGUUUUUACAAAUUUAUUAUAAUGAAACUGAAAUUACAGAAGAAUUUUGGAGACAUGCGUUGCAUUCACACACGCGAGCGUCGCGCUCGGCUAAUCGAUCGCCUAUGCUAAUACGAGACGGCCGUUUGGUUGCUAACGGCUCCGUUUUCUCGCACCGGUUCUCGAUCAUAGCCGGCCGUCGAAGGGAAGACGCUUUACAAACGCCCGCUUUCGUUUGAGCGACCGAUAACGUAGCAGCGCGCCCCCAUUUUCCACCUUUCCGAACGGUUCGUUUAUACUCGAAUUCACCCAACCAAGAUGGCGUCCGCGUUCUCAACUGUGAUGUCAGCCUCAACCGGUCUUAUCGCGUUCCCGCCGAGUUCUCACGGAAACUGCCGCGGUCGAAUUUUAGCCCACGUUUGAAACUCCCUCCCAGUAAAACUGCAGCGUUAUUGUACUCGCUUUAUGAAAGCAGAUAUUGAAUUUGAAUAUUUCUAACACAACAGACGUGUCUGCUGCAAAUUAUUAUUAUUAUUAUUUUUGUGAAGUGUCUUUUUCCAGUAGUUCUGCCUUGUGUGGUGUUGUGUCGUGCCGUGUUGUUGCUAAGAUUUGAAAUUUGGACUCGACGUUUGCCUCAGACGGGCUGGAUUUUAUUUUAUUAUAUUUUUAUUUUAUUAUCCAUAUCUGAUUGGAUUACUCGGUUUUGAAACUUUUUUUUUUUUUUGCCACCGCUGGAACCGACGGCCGGAAUAAUCUUCAGUAUUUAAAAAAAAAAAA
Syngnathoides biaculeatus (alligator pipefish) is the source of this 3621-nucleotide messenger RNA. It is a transcript of the gene runx1t1, whose product is annotated as RUNX1 partner transcriptional co-repressor 1. NCBI's taxonomy places the organism in Eukaryota, Metazoa, Chordata, Actinopteri, Syngnathiformes, Syngnathidae. The record is from RefSeq and is a predicted model, not a curated record. The transcript is spliced from 11 exons. Gene Ontology annotation, cellular component: nucleus. Gene Ontology annotation, biological process: DNA-templated transcription; negative regulation of DNA-templated transcription. Gene Ontology annotation, molecular function: transcription corepressor activity. The coding region runs from base 43 to 1944 and encodes 633 amino acids.